Molecule: messenger RNA, 5425 nt
Organism: Argentina anserina (silverweed cinquefoil)
Lineage: Eukaryota; Viridiplantae; Streptophyta; Magnoliopsida; Rosales; Rosaceae
Product: DNA repair protein UVH3
Exons: 18
Coding region: 22-5079 (1685 amino acids)
Biological process (GO): nucleotide-excision repair
Cellular component (GO): nucleus
Molecular function (GO): single-stranded DNA binding; DNA endonuclease activity
Source: RefSeq, a predicted model, not a curated record
AGUCGGAGAGCAUUUCCAGAAAUGGGAGUCCACGGUCUCUGGGAACUACUCGCCCCCGUCGGCCGCCGCGUCUCCGUCGAAACCCUAGCCGGACGAAGACUCGCCAUUGACGCGAGCAUAUGGAUGGUUCAGUUCAUGAAGGCAAUGCGCGACGAGAAAGGCGAGAUGGUCCGCAACGCGCAUUUGCUCGGCUUCUUUCGCCGGAUUUGCAAGCUGCUCUACCUCCGCACCAAGCCGGUGUUUGUUUUCGACGGCGGAACGCCCGCUCUCAAGCGCCGCACUGUGAUCGCGCGCCGGAGACAGCGUGAGAAUUCUCAGGCCAAGCUCCGUAAGACCGCCGAGAAAUUGCUCCUCAAUCAUCUUAAGUCGAUGAGGCUGAAAGAAUUGGCAGAGGAUAUUAAGAAUCAGAGGGAGACUCAAGAGAGUGAUACCAAGGGUAAGGGAGUAUCGGAUGAAGCUGGUGUUUUGGGGAGUAGUAUUUUAGAAGGAAAUGAUCCGGCGUUGAAGCGUUGCGACCAGGAAAAGCUGGAUGAAAUGUUGGCAGCAUCGAUUUUGGCAGAGGAAGAAGGGGGUUUAACGAAUUGUUUGUCUAGUACUUCUGCUGCUGUUCCUUGUGAGGAGGAUGGCGAUGAAGAUGAAGAGUUGAUACUCCCAGAGAUGCAUGGUGAUGUAGAUCCAGCUGUGUUGGCUGCGUUGCCUCCAUCAAUGCAGAUUGGACUUCGUUUGCAGACAAAUAAGCAGGCGAAUGAUGCUAAGGGUAAGAGGAUUAUGUCAGACCCCACUGAGGUAGUAGGAAUCAAUUCAGGAAAACCUGAUGCAGUAUUGAGUAAUGUUGAUCAAGAAAAGCUAGACGAAAUGAUUGCAGCAUCUAUUGCAGCAGAGGUAGAUGCGAGUGUAACUAAUAAUGCAUCAAUAUCAACUACCUCUAUUCUUGUUGAUGAGGAUGUGAUUGAAGAGGAAGAUGAUGAAGAUGAAGAGAUGAUACUGCCAGCAAUGCAUGGUGAUGUUGAUCCAGCUGUAUUAGCAGCAUUGCCCCCAUCAAUGCAACUUGAUCUUCUUGUUCAAAUAAGAGAGAGAUUGAUGGCAGAAAACAGACAAAAGUAUCAGAAGGUCAAAAAGGAUCCUGGAAAGUUCUCCGAGCUACAAAUACAAUCCUAUCUUAAAACUGUUGCUUUCCGUCGGGAGAUAGAUCAUGUGCAGAAAGCUGCUUCUGGAAGGGGUUUCAGUGGUGUCCAGACUUCACGGAUAGCCUCUGAAAGCCACAGAGAAUUUAUCUUCUCAUCAUCAUUUACUGGUGAUAAACAAGUACUUACUGCUGCAAGAGCUGAGAGAAGUGGUUACAAGGAACAAGCACUGAAAGAGCACUUUUCUAAUGUGAAGAAUAGUACUCCGUCUACCGAUAAUGCAACUGCAUCAAACCCUGAAGAAUCUCAAAGGGUUUUUGAUGGCAACAUUGAGACUUAUUUGGACGAAAGGGGCAAUGUUAGAGUCAGUAGAGUAAGAGCUAUGGGGAUCCGUAUGACCCGUGAUCUGCAAAGGAACUUGGAUCUGAUGAAAGAGAUGGAACAGGAAGAAACCAAUGCAAACAAGAUAACCAAUGGUGGGAAUAUGCUAACUAAGAAUAACACUAGCAGCAUUUUGAGAAUGACCCAUAGUAAUGAAACAGAUAGAGAAACAUCACGUUAUGAUAAUGGGAAUUCUGAUAACAUUGGUGGGCCAAAAAAUCAUCCUGGUCAAAACAAGGUUGCUGAAUCCUUACUCGGGGAUAAGAUCUUGGUUGAGAGAAAUGAUCAGCACGUUUCAAAAUUCGGCACUCCUAUAGAGAUAUCCAUUGAAGAUGAUGGUGAUGCAAAGCAUUUUGAUUCUGAGGAUGAUUUAUUUGCUCGUUUAGUAGCAGGUAAUCCUGUAACUAUUUCUACAGCUGAUGAUACUCUAGAAAAACAAAUUUCUGGUUCCGAUUUAGACUCUGACUGGGAGGAGGGGACUGUAAAAAGUAGUAGUUUUCCUGUUAAUACUGAAUUGAAUAGUGAUCCCCCUUAUUUGAAAGCCAACAAUAGUGAUGACAGUGAAGUGGAAUGGGAGGAAGGAUUUUCUGGACUUGCUGAAAAUACCUCAUCUUACCUCGGCAAAGAAACAACAUCUAAAGGUUAUAAGGAAGAAGAAGCUGAUUUGCAGGAAGCAAUAAGGAGGAGUCUUGAGGAUAUAGGGGAUGAGAAGUGUGGUGCAUCAUUGGAAGAUGAAAAGUUGAAAUCUUAUUUACAAGAGGCUCAUAAAGCUACAGGAAAUAUUGAUAGAGAAACAAAGAUGGUUGACCCACAGUUCAGCAGCCAACAAACUGAAUCAGUUGUUGAGGAUAUAGGGGAUGAGAAUUGUGGUGCAUCAUUGGAAGAUGAAAAGUUGAAAUCUCAUUUACAAGAGGCUCAUAAAGCUACAGGAAAUAUUGAUAGAGAAAUAAAGAUGGUUGACCCACAGUUCAGCAGCCAACAAAAUGAAUCAGUUGUUGAUGGAAUUGCAAAGCCAAACAGUGUAAGAUACUUGGGCUCUUCUUCAGAACAAGUAAUGCGAGAUGCAAGUUUAAGGGACAAUUUAGAAGGAGAAAUGCACUCGGCAAUAUCUGUUACUCCUUCUGGCACAACUGAGGUUCAUGCAAUGAGGGAACAAGUCUUGGGUACUUUAAAUGAAAGUGGUGGCUUAUCAUCUGUUCCUAAUGUGUGUGGAAAUACUAAUGCUGAUACUAUUAAUGAUGUUACGGAUGGGGUUGAUGCCCAGAAGGAUGAUGCUGAAACAGAAUCAUCAUGUCAUUUGGUUGUAAUGGCAAUCCCUUCUUCCAUAAGAGAGACAUCAGCAAACAAGAUGACAGAAAAAUUUGAUAGUUAUAAGAAACAGAUUAGGGAAACGAGUCAUGACAAUAUUUCUCAGGAAAUUGGUCACAAUCUGGACAAAUCCCCUGUUAAGGAAAUUGAUAAUGCGGAUAUUGAAGUCACUGAAGCUAAUUUGGAGGAGGAAAUGCUAAUCUUAGACCAAGAAUGUAUGAAUCUGGGAGAUGAGCGGAGACGGCUUGAACGUAAUGUAGAAUCUGUAAGCAGUGAGAUGUUCACUGAAUGUCAGGAGCUGUUGCAGAUGUUCGGUAUACCCUACAUUAUUGCACCAAUGGAAGCAGAAGCCCAGUGUGCAUAUUUGGAACUGGCGAAUCUUGUUGAUGGUGUUGUGACCGAUGACUCUGACGUAUUCUUGUUUGGAGCACGAAGUGUUUACAAAAAUAUUUUUGAUGAUCGAAAAUAUGUUGAGACAUAUUUUAUGAAGGACAUUGAGAGUGAGCUUGGCCUAACCAGGGAGAAGUUAAUUCGUAUGGCACUUCUUCUUGGUAGUGAUUAUACUGAAGGGGUUAGCGGAAUUGGCAUUGUCAAUGCUAUUGAGGUUGUAAAUGCAUUUCCGGAGGAGGAUGGCCUCCAUAAAUUUCGAAAUUGGAUUGAAUCACCAGAUCCUACCAUCCUUGGUAAGUUGGAUGUUGAGUCUGGAUCAAGUACAACGAAAAGAGGGUCAACCCUCGGGAAGAAUGAUACAAAUUCAAAGAGUCAUAUGGAUGAGAAAAGCAAUUGUCAAGAUCAAGAACACAAGCAGUCAGAUGAUCCGACUGAGGGUGUAAAGCAAAUUUUUAUGAACACGCAUAGAAAAGUGAGCAAAAAUUGGCAUAUUCCGAUAUCUUUCCCGAGUGAAGCAGUUACUUCUGCCUAUACCUGUCCACAAGUGGACAAGUCGACUGAGCCUUUCACAUGGGGAAAGCCAGAUCAUUUGGUUCUUCGCAAAUUAUGCUGGGAAAAGUUUGGUUGGGUUAGCCAGAGGUCAGAUGAACUGCUAAUCCCUGUUCUGAAAGAGUACAACAAACAUGAGACUCAACUGCGGCUGGAAGCUUUUUACACGUUCAAUGAAAGAUUUGCAAAAAUUCGUAGCAAGAGGAUUAAGAAAGCUGUCAAAGGUAUCACCGGGGAUCAACCUUCGGAAUUGAUGAAUGUCGCUGCAGAAGAAGGCUCUAAUACUAGAAAGAAGCAAAGUAUAAGUACUGAUGAAGUUGGGAUUAACAAUUCAGAUAACUAUGUAGUCAGAACUGAGAAAAGCACAGUUAGAAGUCAGAGUAAUUCUAAGGGGAAAUCAAAUCGUAAGCAGUCAGGUAAAAGGAAAACUUCUGAGGAUGGACAAACCAAUAGAAAAUCAGAUGCAAAUGGAAGAGGAAGCCGACGAGGAAGAGGCACUAGUAGGGUACCUAGAAGAGGGAAUAGAAAAGUAGGUACCAGCUCUCCAGAAUCUCAAAGCACCUCUAAUGAUUGUGAAGAAGCUGAUGAGUUGGAAAAUCAUAAGGCGACAUUUAAAAGCUCAGAGGAAAUGCGCAGGUCUGGGCGGUUACGGAAGCCUGUGAAUUACAGAGUCAAUGACAUGGACAUAGAUGACCUGGAUCUCACUGACAGCAGUGCCUCCCACAUGGAGGCUGGGAAACAAGUUCUAUCCAAGGCCGACGGCAGAUGUGAUGAAGUUGUUUCAGGUGUCAAUGAAUCGAUACAGAAUAGUGCAGGGAAGUCGUCUCCAAAGGAGAACCAGAGUAAAGAUUACCUUGAAGUAGGCGGUGGGUUCUGUCUCUCUGAAGAUGAAACUUAUGAACCAGGUUUGAGCAAUGUUGAUCGAUAUUUUCAGGCUGAUGUUUCUGAAAACAACACUGAAAUGGUAGGGCAAAUUGGUGAGGAUGAAAAUGAGAUUGGUACUAACCGAGAUGGAAUUCAUGAUCGAGCUACAGCUGCUACUCUAUUGAGAAAUGGUGACCUUUCUGAUAACUCUGGCUUCCUCAAUGAAGCUGAUAUCAGUCAUGUGCCAGUUCAAUAUAAUCUUCCCACAAAAAGACCGUUAGUAGGAUUACCAGGCAGUAGGACAUCUGCAUGUGAUUCAGAACAGAGCGUAAAUCAUUAUAUUGGUAGUGAUCAUUCCACCUCCGUUGCGUCUCUGCAGGAGGAUACAGUAGAUUAUUCUGGACAGCCACCUAUCAGAGCUCUGAGUGCGAUGCCAUUUCUAAAGAAAAAGAGGAAGCGUUGAGGUCGCAUAUCUGGUAAAUGUAAAUUAUUUCACGUAUUCUUUGGGUUUGGAGAAAAUUUUCCUGGUGUAUAUAGAAUGGGUUGCUCAUGUUUGGUGAGGAUAUUACUUUCCAUUUAUCUCCGUCCAUAGUGGCCAGUUGGCUAGCGGCUGCAGUUCUCUGAGUCUACUAUGUUUAUUUUUCUUGUAGGUACAUAAAAUGCUUGUAUGCUAUUAAUUUCGAUUUGAGUUUUAGUAGUCUUUAAUAGCAGACCUCCAAGCACUCUGGCCCCAUUGACAAUGGUCAAUUUCAGUGUAUGGUUUUCUGCUUGUAUUGUCGAGUGGCGAGCUAGAUAGAAUUGACUAAGGA